AGCAGCGAGAGGGCGGCGCCGCGCUCCCUCAGCGCCCCCCGCGAGAGGCCGCGCCCGGCGGGAGGAAACACCUGCAUGAGUCUGUCACUGCCUGACCUUGGCUGCAGGGGAGGUCGGUGGCACUGAAGGCUGGCAGCAGCACUGUGGGUCACAGCAUGUCUAAAGAGCUGCAGGAGCUGCAGAAGCAAUGGCACUUCAUCGUGCAGUCCAUCCACAGCAACUCCAAUGUCGUUGCGUUUAUGAACUCCCGCCUUGGCCUGUAUUUGGAUGACCAUCCUUUUGUUGCCUUAUCGCUCCUGAUGUUUGUUGCAGUGUCUACGAUUCCUGUGGCAUUUUUCCUCAUCUUUGUUGUUACAACAGUCAUAAUGGCUUGUGUUGGUGUGAUAGUCAUGGAAGGUGUUGUGAUAUCCAUCGGGGGCAUAGCCCUCCUCUGUGUGCUUUGUGGCCUGGGUGCACUUUCACUGGGAGUUUCUGGAGUGUUGAGUGUUUGUUACAUCAUUCUUUCAGCUUUGGUCAACUACUGGUGUGCCUCAAGGAGCCAAGCGAGGAAGCAAGAAGUUAAUGGAAGUUCGCCACAGAAGAGUCUGUCUGUCAUGGACUUCUCGGACGACAAACGAAAGAACAAAUAAGUGGGAUUCUGUCCAUCUCCUUUGUACACACUCCGCUGUGCAGGUCUGUCCUUUGCAAUGUAAUUGUUUACUUGUUGAGCAUCCGACCUCAGUGCACUCUGUAUGGGAGCUGAAAGAGCCGACGUGCAUCGUGUGUUGUCACUGUAACACCAAUGGUGGGAGUACCCACUGUGAUACUGCAUGAAAGAGGGAAUGUUCUGCAGAGUUUGGUACGGGGAUGCAACAGUAACAGCAGAGUUGAUGGCAGGUGGGUGAAAGAAGGGGUAGGGGGUGUUUGCCUUUUUUACUGGAGUUCUGGAUGUACUUUUUGCAAUUUGUAUGCUAUAGUUUGACCAUUUUAUACGUAAGCAUUAAAGCACAGAACAUCAGAAAUGCUUUUGAAAGGUGAAAAAGUAAUUUCUAAGUGCUAACAGCCCAUGUUAAAAUACUGUGAGUAUACCACACUAGCACUGUGUGUUGUGAGAGGAAAACGUGUUUCAUCAUACCUUAAUUGUGGUAUAAGCUUUUACACACCUUUACAGCUGAAGGGAUGUUUUCCUGUACUCAUUGCCACCUCACAGCAGCAGUAUGCAGUCUGCCCUUCUGUUCUGUCAUGCUCUGGGUGCUUAAAUGGCCUGUUUUGCUUCUUAGUUGUAACCUCGCACUUUGUUUAAACCUUUUCCAUUUUUGAAAAUGCUGUAAUAUUUCUAAGCAUUAUCUAACUAUAUGAGUUUAAUAAAGUGCUGUUUGUUUAA
This is a messenger RNA of Gallus gallus (chicken), 1363 nucleotides long. It is a transcript of the gene TMEM159, whose product is annotated as transmembrane protein 159. The transcript is spliced from 5 exons. The record is from RefSeq and is a predicted model, not a curated record. The coding region runs from base 156 to 629 and encodes 157 amino acids. NCBI's taxonomy places the organism in Eukaryota, Metazoa, Chordata, Aves, Galliformes, Phasianidae.